Gigantopelta aegis is the source of this 2984-nucleotide messenger RNA. Its product is annotated as tetratricopeptide repeat protein 27-like. The coding region runs from base 433 to 2937 and encodes 834 amino acids. The transcript has 24 exons. The record is from RefSeq and is a predicted model, not a curated record. Gene Ontology annotation, molecular function: protein binding. Lineage: Eukaryota; Metazoa; Mollusca; Gastropoda; Neomphalida; Peltospiridae.
GUUGUCAGUUAUAACCUAUUGUUGAAGUUUAUAUUUGUACGGGGGGUACACUAUUGUACGAUAUCAGGUGCAUAUUGGUGAAUGGUGAUGUCGGGGAUUGAAAAAAAAAACCAUGCUUUAAGUUUACUAUGCUCCUUUCGGCAGGGAUGAGAACUCGCAAGAUCCCCGUGUGGCUUCUCCCCCUCCCCCCCCCUCCCCCACACCCCCCGCCAUAACCCGCCCGGUUGGCAUUUUAUUUUCACCAUGGUCAAGCGCCAUUUAAUUUUGUCUACUACACUAUUUUUUUUUUUUUUUUUUUUUUUUUUACGCGAUAAUAAGAACACUGUUUAUCUUCCCGGAUGUAGGUUGGCCGUCCCCCACAAUGCAACAUUCAUGAUGUCAGCCUCCAUAAAGGCGUGAAAGCAUGUUAAUAACAUUAUAAAGUCUUUUAAAAUGAAUGAUUUGAGAAAAGUUGAACUAGCUAUUCUUUCAGGAACUAGCCAUCCAUUUUUCACUGAUGUUCCCAGUACUGUGCCAUUAGCCAGUAGUUUCCUAGAGGGGAACUUUGAGGAUGUUUUGCGUCAUCCAAUUGGUCAGAAGAUCUUAACAGCAGAGAAAGGCCCUGAAAAUCUGCUUUCUGAUAUCAAAGCAAAUGUUGACCAUUUUCUGUCAGAAAAAGAUCGUGAUGUGCAAAGUUUACAGCUGGAUGUAUUGAUAGUGGGAGCAUCAUGUCUUCAGUUGUUUGUUCAAAACAACUGGGUUGGGCCAUUCUCCGACAACCCACCACAAACAUUCCUUGGCAAACAGUUCAAAGAGGAUGAACAGAUCCUUGAAAGUUGGGUAACCAAAGAGCUUGAAGUUGAUGGUUCUUCACUUUACACACUUGCAAGAUUCGUUCCAUAUCUUUACAUAGCUCGGUGCAUCUUCCACGAAUGUCAGGACCGUUUGAAGCAAUUACAGACAGCUGACUGGUGGUUGUUGAGAUGUGCAGUCGUACACCAGGAGAUCCUUGAUGAAAAAUCUCACACUCUGAAGGAGACGUCACUCCAUCUGAUAACUGAUAUUUCCAACAGAGAGCCACUGCUGACAGAUGACAGUUGUAGAGAUGUUAGUAUGAUGUUUCAUCUCGAGGCUGGCCAUGUCUGUCAUACGUACUUUGAAAUCAAGUUGGCACGAGAACAUUUUGACACUGCAAAGAAGAUCUCAGGACUCGAAGUUAAACUUACAGGUGCAAUGGGCAAAAGAACUCGGUUUCAGCAAGAUGAAAAAGCCCAGCUUAUACUGCAGGUGACAAGAGAGGAGACGAGAGCUGUUGGCGAGUCAUCAUUACAGGUUGUCUGCCACAGUCUCACACUGCCAAAGAUUGUGGCUCUGGAUGAUGAUACAGUGCUAGAUGUGGUUCAGUUUUCUGGAGACAACCAGGAUCUAGAGUUGUCUGUGUCGCUGUCACCUGUUGAACAGGCCGUCGUUCUCGGUGUCAUGGAAAGUUAUCGACGCAGUGUGGCAGCUGAAAGAUUGACAGAGGAAGAAAUAAUGGCCUAUAUUUGUACAAUAUUACCCCAUGUGACAAAUUGGUGUACCUCAAUUAUGGCCCUUGUCUUGAGGUCAAAAUUUCAGAAGACUAGAUGCAGAACAGUGGAACGUUCCAUGAGUCAGAUUGAGGAGCUGGUGAACCAGAUGUACCGACCAUCUCCAUCUCCUUCUCAAAGACUCUCGCUGUUUUACGCGACUAACGUGCCAACCAUAUGGAAUCUGCAGCGGGAGCUGGCCAGUUUGUUGUUGUCACUUGGAGCUAUAGGAUCUGCUCUCGAUAUAUUUGAGAGACUGGAAAUGUGGGAACAGGUCAUAGAAUGCUAUCAGACACUGCAAAAACUAGAGAAGGCCAAAGCUGUGAUAGAAGAGCAGCUGAAAGUGAAAGAGACGCCCAUCCUGUAUUGUUUCCUUGGAGAUGUCACUAAAGAUAUGAAGUGCUACCAGAAAGCCUGGGAGCUAUCAAAUCACCACAGUGCCCGAGCUAUGAGAUGCAUGGCUUACAUUCACUUCACAAACAAACAGUAUGAUGAUGCCUUAGAGUGUUUUCAGAAAUCUUUGAGCAUCAACCCUCUUCAGAUACCAGUGUGGUUUACAUAUGGGUGUACAGCAAUGGCAGCCGAAAAGUUUGAGAUUGCAGUAAAAGCCUUCAAAAGAUGUGUUAACAUUGACUUUGAUAAUUAUGAAGCUUGGGCCAAUCUUGCGACAUCAUAUGUGAAACUAAAAGACUUACCAAAAGCUUUUGCAGUCUUGAAAGAAUCCAUUAAGUGCAACUAUGACAACUGGAGGUUAUGGGAAAAUUGCCUUAUUAUUGGUGCAGACUGUGGGGAGUUUAAUGAAGUGAUCAGAGCUUAUCACAGAUUGAUGGACAUUAAGGACAAGUGGACAGACUUAGAGGUUCUGAAUAUCCUGGUUCGGGCUGUCACUGAGAACAUCCCUGAUACAAAUGGGACACCAGCUGGUAAACUGAGACCUGCACUGAUGGAACUGUUUGGACGAAUCACUUCUAAGAUCACAAGUGAAGCAAGAAUAUGGCAGAUGUAUGCAGAACUAAAUUCAUCGGGUUCCACAAGAGAUAAAAUAACCUCAGAAAAGACCUUGCAGUACCUACAGAAAGCUCAUCGUUGUGAUAUGCAGAAAUCGGACUGGGAGAAAAACAUUGAUAAAUGUAAAGAGGUUGCUGCUCUGUCUGCACAGUUAGCUAAAGCCUACCAGCAGUGUGCCGAGUUGACAGAUGAUCACACUCAAUGUCUGCAGAUGAUGUCUUCAGCAAAGCUCAUGUUGAAAGGAAUCACCACAAAAAUCAAACAACAACACCUGGAUCCUACAAAUGAAACUGUACCAGAGGAUCUCGAAAGGUUGUGUGGAGAACUUGAAUCACAACUGCAAGUGGUUGUGUCAAAAAUAGAACACAUUAAAGGGUCCUAAUAUUUUUAAAAAUAUAUUUGGAAGUAAACUUUCAUAUUUAAGAGACA